Molecule: messenger RNA, 3052 nt
Organism: Brassica napus (rape)
Lineage: Eukaryota; Viridiplantae; Streptophyta; Magnoliopsida; Brassicales; Brassicaceae
Product: alpha carbonic anhydrase 7
Exons: 7
Coding region: 57-875 (272 amino acids)
Molecular function (GO): carbonate dehydratase activity; zinc ion binding
Source: RefSeq, a predicted model, not a curated record
UUAAACACUAAAGGUUAUUUAUCUCUCUUUCCGUCUUCAGCAAGAUAGAACAAAAGAUGGAGAGCUCAUCAGUCCAAUGCAUCUUCUUUGUGUUCAUCAUUCUCAACUUCAUUUCGCUAUCGACUGCUGCUUCAAGUCAUGGAGAAGUUGAGGAUGAACACGAGUUUAACUACAAGAAAAACGACGAUAAGGGGCCAGAGAGAUGGGGCGAAAUUAAACCAGAAUGGGAGAUGUGUGGAAAAGGAGAGAUACAAUCUCCUAUUGAUCUGAUGAACGAGAGAGUUAAGAUUGUUUCUCAUCUUGGACGGCUUAUUAGAGACUAUGAAGCUUCCAAUGCCACUAUCAAGAACAGAGGCCAUGACAUUAUGCUAAAAUUUGAAGCUGGAGCAGGAAGUAUUAAGAUCAAUGGUUUUCAAUACGAACUCCAACAGCUUCACUGGCACUCUCCCUCUGAGCAUACGGUCAAUGGAAGAAGGUUUGCACUAGAGCUGCAUAUGGUUCACGAAGGCAAGAAUGGGAGAAUGGCUGUUGUGACUGUCUUGUACAAGAUCGGAAGAGCUGAUACUUUUAUUAGAUCGUUGGAGAAGGAACUAGAGGCCAUUACUGAUCUGGAUGACGCAGAGAAACAUGUAAGGAUGAUUGAUCCCAAACAAAUUAAGAUCGGAAGCAGAAAAUAUUACAGAUACAUUGGUUCACUUACCACUCCACCUUGUACCCAGAACGUUACUUGGAGUGUCGUUAGAAAGAUUAGGACCGUGACAAGAGAACAAGUGAGACUUCUCCGUGUGGCUGUACACGAUGACUCGCUGACGAAUGCCAGACCGGUUCAACCAAUCAACAAGCGCGUGGUUCGCUUAUACAGACCAAGAGUUUAGUUGAUGAAGAAGACACUUUACAAGUUCUUACCAAUCUUUAAUUCUUCAUAUAUACACAAAAUAAUGGUUUCACUAGUUACUAUACUGUUUUGAUGUGUAUUUGUUUAUCGUCUACGAAAAAUAAUGACAUUAUACAAUUAAUCUUGCUUUUAUGAUAACGACUACCCAAUCGUUGCUAAUAUGGCCCAAAAAGAAACCAAACAUAAGCUAAAAUAAAGUUUAUAAAUAAAAGCCCAAUUAGGCCCAUUAAGAAGUUUUGGCGGGUAGUUUAAAUACCCGUUAGAUGUGAUAAGAAAGAGUGAUGGCGCUCUUUUAUCUCUUCCUCUCGUAGUUCCCACCUCUUCCCAUUCCACGUUAACAUUCGGUAUUCCACUCACGAGUUCUCACUUUACCAUUAUCUUCGUUGUAUCGUGAUUGACAUGUCCGAACCUCGUAUGCCAUCUAUUUGAUUCACUAAUAGAUGCUAAGUUUAGUUGAACCGUCUUCUUGAUUCCCAUGCACACCUUAUAGAGCUCAUUUUUAGACCUUUGUGCUUUAACGAGUAGCAUGCCAUGUUGAUCAUGCAUGGUUAGCUCCUCUUUUCGCAACCUUAUAUCACAUCCUGACGUUAUUGCUCGUCCGAGACUAUUGCUUCUCAAAUUCAGAAUAAAAUAGACGUUGGUCAUCUUCCUUGACUCAUCGUUCAUAUCUAUGAAAUAUAUUAUUCCUUUUCCUUUUAUACCAAUGUGUGAGUCAUUCCUGAAUCUUACUUUUCCCGUAAUUGAGCUAUCCAAUUUAGAAAAUAUCUCUUGUCUCCUGUCAUAUGGUUACUCAGGCCGUUAUCUAGAUACCAUGUGUUCUCUACUACAGCGUUUGUUUCGUAUUUGUCUGUUAGACAAAUUUUCUCGUCAAAAUACAUCACUUCGUGCAUCAUAAGCUGAUCCGCGUCAUGUGUCUCGCUAUUGUCAUUUUCUUGAACUUCUUGUAGCUUUAGUAGUCGGACAGGACAGUCCGUGGCGUAAUGCCCUAAUUUGUCACAACGAUAGCAAGUUAUGUACGGUGCGUCUCUUGUCCAAUUAUUCCGACCUCGACCAGGUCCUCUGUACAAAGAGCAUCCUCUUCAUCCUCUGUUUCUGAAAUCUCUAUUCUAGUCCCUCCAUACUCUUAAUUAUGUUGUCCGGUCUGAGCUUCAUUAUUUAUGUACAUAAGUUUGGUUUGAUCUUCUUAUGGUUCCUCGUCUUCGAAUAUGCGUUCUUCAUAUGGUUUUAAACGACCAAUAAUAUCUUCGUAAAUUUUAGUAUUAAGGUCUAAUACUUGCUGGAGAGAUGCCACAAUAUGAAUGCAUUUCUUGUGAGGGAGGCUCUUAAGGAACUUCUUGACGAGUUUAAAUUCUUCGAUACUCACUAGACUUUGAAGAUAUCUCAGAUAGCUUACCUCAAAACUCAUCAAUAAUCUCGUUAUCCUUCAUCUUGAGUCGAUCAAACUCAUUCAUCAGAGUUUGUAACCUUGCUUCUUUGACUCUUUUUGCUCCUACAUGCCUUGCUUAAUCGCUUCCCAUACCUUCUUCACAAUAUCGAGUUCUCCAACUUGAAGAAUAAGAGUUCUGGUAUAGAUUGAAACAAUAAAGCUACAGUCAUGUUGUUCUUGUCUCCCUCGGUUGUUUCUUCUCCUUCUAUAACCUCCCAAACCUUGUGUACCUUCAAUGCAAUUUUCAUUCUUAUGGCCCAAACGGUGUAAUUUGUUGAACUCAACAUCGAACAUUGUAUUGAGGACGAUCCUCAACUGUUUUUCAUCUUCCCAGUCCCAGAAACAAUAUAUCCCAUCUCUUCAUAAGUCUCUGAUACAAAAUGUAGAACUCAAAGAUCGAAAGUAACUUGAACUUAAAAAAUUAAUUCUUCUUUAUUGCUUUAGAAAACUCAUUCAAAAACUAAAUCUCUCAAGUCUCUCAAUCUCAAAACUCAUAUCUAAUGUCACACUUUGACAUCUCCAUAUAUAUAAGAAUAUAAAGUCCUAAACACACUAGACAUUAUAAUGUUUAGAUAACUCUUAAACACUUAAGGACUUUCCUAUUUCCUAAUCCACAACUCAGUAGGAAAUAGAUAACUUGAUCUUCAAGUUAUUUCAAGUUUAGCCCAACAUGUUCGGUUUGGUUAGUUCGGUUCUAUAAUAUUUCCAACUGAAGUAAACUAUAACUAGUU